AUGUCAAACGACCUUGAACACUUGUCUAAAGUUGUUGAAAGCUGGUGCAUGGAUGACGAGUUCCUCCGUAUGAGGAGUAAAACAGAUAUCAUCAAUCUCCUUGAUUUGUGCAAUUUAAAUAAGAAAGAAUUCUUCGAAAUUUUUAAUCGAUUACAUAAAAUUUUCGCGGCCAAUGAACUCUUUGAAAUCAUGCAGCACACUAAAGUUAACUUUGUCAGCAAUAUUGACAAUGCUAUCGAAGUUUUAGACUUCUUUGUUAGAAAAUUAGAUGUAAAAUUGCUUUCAGAUGUUUCUUACACGAUCAAAGAGGGGAUGAAAGCAAGAAGUGUCUUAACAACAGACGAAAAUAUCAAAAAUCUCAAAAAAUGCAGUAAGAAAACAGAAGAUUUUCCAAAGAUUUAUGAAAUUCUUUCUAAAGCAGCAGAAGAAGGUGAUGAGUUAACAAUUAAGACAGCGGUUGAUGAAAAAUAUACAGAAAUUCACAGUAAUUUCACUUUUGAUCAUGAAUUAAUUCUUCAAGCUGCUUUUGAAGGAAAUGUAGCUCUAGUUAAGAAAUUACAGAAAUUUUACGCUGAUAUAAGGACAAGGGAUAACAGUGAAAAGACAGUUCUUCACUUAUUCUGUAUCAGUGGAAAUGUUAAAGGAGUUAAGUUCGCAUUAAAGUUCAUUGACGUAAACGCAAAAGAUUCUUCAGGUAACACACCAUUACAUCUUGCUGCUCAGUCGAAUAGAGCUGAUGUUUGCGAAUGUCUUCUAAAAAUUUCGAAAAUUGAUAAAAAUAUAAAGAAUAGCGCAAACAAAACACCUCUAAGAGAAGCAAUGCUCUACAAUUGCAAGGAUGCAGUCGAAGUUCUUAAAAAAUAUGAAUGCACAAUUUAA
Messenger RNA from Trichomonas vaginalis G3, 879 nucleotides. RefSeq names its product temperature-gated cation channel protein. Bases 1 to 879 code for a protein of 292 amino acids. NCBI's taxonomy places the organism in Eukaryota, Parabasalia, Trichomonadida, Trichomonadidae. The transcript has a single exon. Gene Ontology annotation, biological process: regulation of transcription by RNA polymerase II. The record is from RefSeq and is a predicted model, not a curated record. Gene Ontology annotation, molecular function: transcription factor binding.